Molecule: messenger RNA, 1471 nt
Organism: Closterium sp. NIES-67
Lineage: Eukaryota; Viridiplantae; Streptophyta; Zygnematophyceae; Desmidiales; Closteriaceae
Source: the annotation of a GenBank genome assembly
CGUUCUAAUUUCUUUUGUGCUGAUAGCCUGUAGUCUUGUCUGACGUCGUUCAAGCAUCUGCGUCUUUUCUAGGAAACGCCCGCGAAUUUUCCUCCCCGCGCAAUCACGAUCUAGCGAAUCGAAUCUCUCAAUCGUUGACUCGUUGACUCGUUGACUCGUUGAUUCGUUUCUGGGAGAUCCUACGCUGAUCCGAUCUUCCUGCGAAACUCCUCGCGAUGUCCUCGACGGGUGGAUCCCAGGAAGGUGGGACUGACGAAAUCGGAACACAGCAGGGGGAGGCGAGCGGGCGCGCAGGGUUGGCGGAGGGGAGCGCGCCGACGGGGCAGGCGGAAGCGCGUGGGGAGGGGAAUCCGCCGUCGGGGCAGCAGGGGGAAGGGGAGGGGAGUGAGAAGGCGGAACCGGCGCAGCUGCAGGGGGAGGCGGGCGGAAGGAAGAAACCAGUGGUUGUGAUUGUAGUGGGCAUGGCUGGCAGCGGCAAAACAACACUCAUGCAGCGCCUGUAUGCCCACAUGCACGGCAGCAACAUCGCCCACUACCUCAUCAACCUCGACCCGGCAGUGCCCUCCGUGCCUUACCUUGCCAACAUCGACAUCCGAGACACGGUCAACUACAAGAACGUGAUGAAGGAGUAUGGGCUGGGACCCAACGGCGCUAUUCUCACUUCCUUGAACCUCUUUACAACCAAGAUUGAUGAGGUAAUCACACUGGUGGAGCGCCGAGCAGACACGCUAGACUACGUUUUCAUCGACACGCCCGGGCAGAUUGAAAUUUUCACCUGGUCAGCUUCAGGAGCAAUCAUCACAGAAGCCUUCGCGUCCACAUUCCCAACUGCCGUGUGCUUUGUGGUGGACACCCCCCGGGCGGCAAAUCCCGGCACUUUCAUAAGCAGCAUGCUGUAUGCGUGCGGGAUACUGUACAAGACGCGGUUACCGCUCCUGCUGGCGUUUAACAAGACUGACGUGGCUCGGCACGACUUUGCUGUCGAGUGGAUGCAUGAUUUCGAGGCGUUUCAGGCAGCAGUGGACCGUGACCCCUCCUACUCCGCCUCCCUCUCUCGCUCCCUCUGCCUCGCCUUGGACGAGUUCUACUCCAACCUGCACGCCGUGGGCGUGUCUGCCGUCACAGGAGGCGGGAUUAAGGAGUUCUUUGCCGCUGUCGAGUCAGCUAGAAAAGAGUACAUGGAAGGCUACAGGGUUGAGUUGGAGCAGAUGAGAGCAGAAAAGGCGAAGAAAGAGGCGGAACGGCAAAGUGCCGAGAUGACCCGGUUUCGAGCUGACUCGGUGGGAGAGAAGGAUGAGUUGGCGAGACGGACAGGGAAGAUGAAACUAGACGAGGGAGCAGAUGUAGAUGAUGAGGAUGAGGACCUGGUUGAGGAUGAAAUGGAGGAGGAUUCGGAAGAGGGGGAGGAUGACUACUAACUAAUUGUACGAAUAUUGCUAAUUGGGGUUUGGAAUAUAGUGGGGCUUUCUUG